AAUGGCGACUGCGCCGUGGGAAGCGAGCGAGGAGUUGAAUGAGUUCUUCCCACAGUUCAAGUGAAGCAGCCGCCGACAGUUAGGGCACCGUCAACGCGGCGGCGUACCCAGCAGGCACGGAGACAGACCGUCAGGGCCCAGCGUCCUAGCACAAUACAUGGAAACACACAUCCAGGUGUGUCUGUUAGCCUCACCGCUAGCUGUGUCAUGACGCUUGGAGACGUUUCUCUCACAUCUGUGCGCGAGACGGCAGAAGCACCAACACCCUAUUCACCCUCCUUGGCUGAAACCAAGUGAGGAGGGUUUGUCUUGUGUUUUAUUGUUUCUGGUCUCGUUGUCCUCUCCUCCCCUCCACCGGCGACUCACUGGACCUAUUCGAGCCGCAGACCGGACCACCAUGGCUGAGAGAACCUCCACCGGUUUGCUAUCGAUGAUGUUGGAGCCCACGCCGGCUGUCGCUAUGACCCUGCCGGCGGAGGUCCGGGAGAAGCUGGCGGAGCUGGAGCUGGAGCUGUCUGAAGGGGACAUCACUCAGAAGGGCUAUGAGAAGAAAAGAGGCAAGCUGUUGGCACCGUACAUCCCACAGAUCCAAGGUGUAGAUCCUUCAUUACAAAUUGACAACAGGAUUCAGGCCUCCUCCCAAGUUGUACUCCCAGGUACCAAACACAACAAGUCUCGGGCCGCCAACACCCGGGAUGAACGCUUCAGAUCCGAUUUGCACACAGAAGCCGUCCAAGCAGCUUUGGCAAAGUACAAAGAGAGGAAGAUGCCCAUGCCCUCCAAGAGACGAUCUGUGUUAGUUCAGUCCUCUGUUGAGGCGUGCACCCCACCAGACACCUCCUCAGCGUCAGAAGACGAGGGCUCGCUGCGCCGUCAAGGACGCCUGGCAACCUCCACGCCCUACCAGGGCCAUGGCCAUCCGGCCGUUGAGCACUGGUUUAACCGUGUCAUCCAGGGCUCGUCCACCUCAUCCUCCGCGUCAUCCACCUCAUCCCACCCUGGAGGGAGAUCCGUCACCACCACCAACACCACUGCCCAUGCAGCCCUCAACGCCAACGCCACAGCUACUGCACUGGCCGACCUUAUGGCACACACCCAGCUAGAUAACCACUCAGCGCCCCCCGACGUGACGGGGCUGUCGGAGCGGUCCUCACUGCAUGCAGAGCGGCCCCAGGUGGCCUCAGUGCGAGGCGUUUCCCGUGGCUACAACCAUCAAACCAGCGUCAUGGAGACCGCAGAUGGUGUUCCAGUCAACAGUCGUGUCUCCUCCAAAAUCCAGCAACUCCUUAACACUCUGAAGAGACCGAAGCGACCACCAUUGCGAGAGUUCUUUGUUGAUGAUUUUGAGGAGCUUUUGGAUGUUCAACAGCCAGAUCCUAACCAGCCAAAGCCAGAAGGCCAGCAGAUGAGCCCCUUAGAAGGAGAGCCUCUCGGGGUGGUCACCAACUGGCCUCCAUCCUUGCCAGCAGCCUUACAACGGUGGGGCACCACCCAACCCAAGAGCCCCUGUCUUACAGCACUCGACAAUGCAGGAAAGCCCGUCUACACACUCACCUAUGGUAAACUAUGGACCCGCAGUCAGAAACUGGCCUACACUCUUCUCAACAAGCUAAGCACCAGAAAUGAGCCUUUGCUUAUGCCUGGAGAUAGAGUUGCACUUGUUUUCCCCAACAAUGAUCCGGUGAUGUUCAUGGUGGCCUUCUACGGCUGUCUACUGGCAGAGUUGGUUCCUGUGCCUAUUGAAGUACCACUGACCAGAAAGGAUGCAGGGAGUCAACAGAUUGGGUUUCUGUUGGGCAGCUGUGGCGUCACAUUGGCACUGACCACAGAUGCCUGUCAGAAAGGCCUGCCCAAAGCACAAACAGGAGAGGUGGCCACUUUCAAAGGCUGGCCGCGGUUGCUCUGGUUUGUGACAGAUGGGAAACAUGUUGUGAAGCCACCGAAAGACUGGCAUCCUCCAAUACGGGAAGCCAGUAAUGAUAUAGCCUACAUAGAGUAUAAAACCAGCAAGGAGGGAAGCACCAUGGGCAUCACAGUAUCCCAUUCGGCCAUGUUGGCUCACUGUCAUUCCCUAACGCAAGCCUGCAGCUACACUGAGGGUGAGACUAUAACCAACGUCCUGGAUUUCAAGAGAGAAGCAGGAUUAUGGCAUGGUGUUCUCACUAGCGUCAUGAAUCGAAUGCAUGUGAUCAGCAUUCCAUACUCUCUGAUGAAGGUCAACCCUCUCUCCUGGAUACAGAAAGUUCACUCAUACAAAGCCCGGGUAGCAGUUGUAAAGUCGAGGGACAUGCACUGGUCUCUUCUGGCCCAGAGAGACCAGAGAGACAUCAGCCUGAGCUCACUGCGCAUGCUGAUCGUAGCUGAUGGAGCCAACCCUUGGUCAAUAUCCUCCUGCGAUGCCUUCCUCAACGUGUUUCAGGCACGUGGGCUGCGACCUGAGGUGAUCUGCCCAUGUGCCAGCUCUUCAGAAGCUAUGACUGUCGCCAUCCGCAGACCUCCAGAGGCGGGCGUUCCCCCUCCAGGGAAGGCAGUGCUGUCUAUGAGUGGGCUGAGCCACAGUGUGAUCCGUGUGGACACAGAGGAGAAGCUCUCUGUCCUUACAGUGCAGGAUGUGGGCCAGGUCAUGCCCGGAGCCCUGGUUUGUGUGGUGCGAGUGGAGGGAACGCCAUAUCUCUGUCAGACAGACGAGGUUGGAGAGAUCUGCGUGAGCUCAGGUAGCACCGGUGUAGCGUACUACGGCCUCCCGGGUAUGACCAAGAACGUCUUUGAGACCAUCCCAGUAACAUCAUCUGGGCUUCCCAUCAGUGACAGACCCUUCACCAGAACCUCACUGCUGGGUUUUGUGGGACCGGACAGCCUUGUGUUUAUUGUGGGGAAGAUGGAUGGACUGAUGGUGGUCAGUGGGCGGAGACACAACGCCGACGAUGUGGUGGCAACCGCACUAGCAGUGGAGCCCAUGAAGUUUGUUUACAGGGGGAGGAUAGCAGUAUUUUCUGUGUCAGUGCUGCAUGAUGAGAGGAUCGUUGUCGUGGCAGAACAGAGGCCAGACGCCUCUGAGGAAGACAGUUUCCAGUGGAUGAGCCGAGUCCUUCAGGCGAUAGACAGCAUCCACCAGGUUGGGGUGUACUGCCUGGCUCUGGUUCCUGCCAACACGCUUCCCAAGGCUCCUCUGGGUGGCAUCCAUAUAUCUGAGACCAAACAGCGCUUCCUGGAGGGCGCUUUGCAUCCCUGCAACGUCCUUAUGUGCCCUCACACGUGUGUCACCAAUCUACCCAAGCCAAGACAAAAACAGCCAGAGGUCGGUCCUGCUUCUAUGAUAGUGGGAAACCUGGUGGCAGGCAAGAGGAUAGCACAAGCCUGUGGGAGAGAUGUGGCCCAACUAGAGGACAAUGACCAGGCACGUAAGUUCCUGUACAUACAAGAUGUCCUACAAUGGAGAGCUCAGGCCACUCCAGACCAUCCUCUAUUCCUUGUUCUCAAUGCUAAGGGAACCGUGGCAAGUACCGCUUCCUGCCUACAACUGCACAAGAGGGCGGAGCGAGUAGCUGCAGCCCUCAUGGGACGCCUCAACACUGGGGACCAUGUAGCACUUGUCUAUCCACCAGGAAUUGAUUUGAUUGCCACCUUCUACGGCUGCCUGUACGCUGGCUGUGUUCCUGUCACUGUCAGACCACCACACCCACAGAACCUGGCCACCACCCUCCCCACGGUCAAGAUGAUAGUUGAGGUCAGUAAAUCCAUAUGCAUCCUGACCACUCAAGCAAUAAUGAAACUGCUGAAAUCCAAAGAGGCUGCUGCUGCUGUGGACAUCAAGAGUUGGCCCAUGGUGCUGGACACAGAUGAUCUUCCCAGGAAGAAGAGUCCCCAGAUGUACAAGCCACCAACCCCAGAGAUGUUGGCGUAUUUGGACUUCAGUGUGUCCACAACUGGCAUCCUAGCAGGGGUCAAAAUGUCUCACGCUGCCACCAGUGCCUUGUGUCGCUCCAUCAAACUGCAGUGUGAACUCUACCCGUCGCGGCAGAUCGCCAUCUGUCUGGAUCCCUACUGCGGCCUGGGCUUUGCUCUGUGGUGUCUGUGCAGUGUGUAUUCAGGGCACCAGUCGAUCCUGGUUCCACCUCUGGAGCUGGAGAGCAACGCGUCUCUGUGGCUCGCUGCAGUCAGCCAAUACAAAGUGCGCGUCACCUUCUGCUCUUAUUCCGUCAUGGAGAUGUGCACCAAGGGCCUGGGUUCACAAACAGAGGCUCUGCGGCUGCGUAAUGUGAACCUGUCCUGUGUGCGCACAUGCAUGGUGGUGGCAGAGGAAAGGCCUCGCAUAUCACUCACUCAGUCCUUCUCAAAGAUCUUCAAAGACUUGGGGCUUUCGCCACGCGCCGUCAGCACAACAUUCGGCUGUAGGGUGAAUGUGGCGAUCUGUUUGCAGGGCACCGCUGGACCAGACCCCACCACAGUUUACGUGGACAUGAGAGCACUGAGACAUGACAGGGUUCGUCUAGUAGAAAGAGGCUCACCACACAGCUUACCACUGAUGGAGUCUGGGAAGAUCCUGCCAGGAGUGAAGGUGAUCAUCGCAAACACAGAGACAAAAGGACCUUUAGGAGACUCGCACUUAGGAGAGAUUUGGGUGAGCAGUCCCCACAAUGCAACAGGAUACUACACUGUUUACGGGGAGGAGGCACUACAUGCUGACCACUUCAACACCAAGCUCAGCUUCGGUGACACUCAGACCGUUUGGGCGAGGACGGGCUACCUGGGCUUCCUGAGGCGCACGGAGUUGACGGAUGCUAAUGGAGAGCGUCAUGAUGCCCUCUACGUGGUGGGAUCACUGGAUGAAACUCUGGAGCUUAGGGGGAUGAGGUAUCACCCCAUUGACAUCGAAACCUCCGUUAUCCGUUCUCACAAGAGCAUAGCUGAAUGCGCGGUGUUCACGUGGACCAAUCUGCUGGUGGUGGUGGUGGAACUGGAGGGGUCCGAGCAGGAGGCUCUGGACCUGGUGGCCCUGGUCACCAACGUCGUCCUGGAGGAGCACUACCUCAUCGUAGGCGUGGUGGUGGUCGUUGACCCCGGCGUCAUCCCCAUCAACUCCAGAGGGGAGAAGCAGCGCAUGCACCUGAGAGAUGGAUUCCUCGCCGACCAGCUGGACCCCAUAUACGUGGCGUACAACAUGUGAAAUCGUGCAGGCCACUGGGGUUAGCGCACACCGGGAGGCAGCUGGACGGUGUAUAUUCAGCUUCUGUUCAAAGGAGGAGCCGCCUCUUUUUUUUUCUCACAGCAAGAUGGAGAAAAGUUUACAGAAAGAAAUAGGAAUGACCAAACCUCCUGUCUGUUUCUCCCUGUGAUUUCUUGUGUCAGCAAAUAAGGUUCGGGUGUUAUCGAGGCAGGACAUUAUGACUCCCCUGAGAGCAGUGCAGCAGGUGGUUAAACUAAGUAUAAAACUACACUGUGCCAUUAAUAUAAUUUCGUUUGUAAAUCUAUGAAAUAAUGAAUGUUUGUUAUGUUUGCCAUACACUUGUGCCAUAGAACAGGACUGACUCCAGCACCUAAAUCCUGGCUCAGACAACCUCUAAAAUGCCCCACGUCUACAGAGCGUCUUGUGCCAAUCACAGCAUUUCCGAGUAUCUGCGCCCUAAGGUGAAACUCCUCCCCUCUGGUUUUGUUCAGUUCAGAUCAUUUCAUUAAUGAAUAAGCACACAGGAGGUUCGUUCCGGCAGUAACGUCAGUAACAAAACCCUGAUAAACGAUGUCACGGUUUGACUUGUUUGUUCUUUUUUGUCUCAUAUGUAUAAUAUAAUUCUUGUUAAAUGAGUGUGAACGAGUGCAAACAGUACGUACAGAUCAUUUAAAGUCCUACGAUUACAAGGAAUAUGACAGUUGCUUUUUAGCAGCAACUUGCCAAAUGAUAAGGAUUACGCCUUAAGUAUUUUGCACCUGUUCCUAUCACAGUUCUCAUGUUUUUCUUAAUUUUGUUACUAUAGUUUGAUAGGAAGGAUAUAUGCAGAACGCUACAAGGCCCGCUCUUAUUGCACCCAAAGUCUUUCGUGUUUUUGCUAAGAUGAAUAGUUUUUUCCUAGCAUCUGACAUAAUAAUCACAUACUUUCUCCAUACAUUUCUUUUUUAUUAAUGUACUGUGUCUCUCGUCAGUUGUUUAGGCUGUAGGAGGGGAUGAAAUGUUAUCAGGACUGGGUUUAAAAGAGAAUGUCGUCGCCAGAUUAUGAAACUAAAAUGCUGAACAGUUGUUUGAGACUAUUGUGUGGUGUAUGAUCUGUAUGACACAAGUGAUGCCCUUAAUCUCCAUUUUAAGACUUUUAACUUUGUAAAGAUUCACGUCACUGUUUCACUAUGUUUUGUUUUUAAUAUUCAUGUCACCAACAGGCAGUGAAGCCUGCUGUAAGUAUGUACAGGAUUUGUGUAAAUUAUUAAUAGAUGGAGACGGCAGGAAAAGUAACAAACAGGACUGAAUCUGGUCAAUAUGUGAACUGCCCCCCACCCCCCACACCAAACAAAAACCUGAAAUGGAUUCUCAUGUUUGGAGAGAUCGGGAAGAGGCGCGAAAAGCCGUGUAAACAUUUUUAUAUUACGAAUGAACAGAGGAAAUGGGAAAACUUCGAGGAUGAGACGAAGCACACUCCGAGCACAAGGAGAGGACAGUUCUGCUGUAAGGACUCCUGAGGUGUCGCAUCCUCCAGAGAAAACUUUUGUUGUUAACAUAUGGAAAGAUAGAUUUGUCUGAUAUAUGGUUAGUUGUCAUUAUUUUCAUAACAUGAUUUCUUAAUUAAUAAAAAAAAAAGUGCUUUUAACUUGA
Messenger RNA from Sphaeramia orbicularis (orbiculate cardinalfish), 6799 nucleotides. RefSeq names its product disco-interacting protein 2 homolog A. The coding region runs from base 398 to 5167 and encodes 1589 amino acids. The transcript is spliced from 38 exons. Gene Ontology annotation, cellular component: cell surface. NCBI's taxonomy places the organism in Eukaryota, Metazoa, Chordata, Actinopteri, Kurtiformes, Apogonidae. The record is from RefSeq and is a predicted model, not a curated record.